AUGGCCUAUAAGCUACAGCAUCACUUGAAUGAUUUUGUCGAGUUUCAGAUUCUAGAAAAGAAUCCUGACCUUGGAGGAACUUGGUACGAGAACAAAUAUCCAGGUUGCGCAUGCGACGUUCCGAGCCACUGCUACCAAUACGCCUUUGCGCCAAACCCUUCGUGGUCGAAAUUAUACUCCUCAUCAGAAGAGAUUCACGACUAUCUCAAAAAAGUAGUCAAGCACUUUAACCUGGAACGAUACAUUCGCUACAACACCAAAGUCACCUCGGCCAAAUGGAUUGAAUCGACUGGCACUUGGUCUGUGGGCAUUAGUGACGGGACUACGAUUGAUUGCGAAAUACUAAUCAAUGCUGGGGGUAUCCUCCACCAUCCUCAAUUGCCUGACCUCAAAGGGCUCAAAAGCUUCGCGGGUAAGGUGGUACAUACGGCUGCAUGGGACUCUGAACUAGAUCUGCGUGGCAAAAAGGUGGCACUCAUCGGAUCAGGCUCCAGCGCAGUCCAGAUUCUACCGCAGCUUCAGCCUGUAUGCAGUUCGGUACGGGUAUAUAUUCGCACUCCUCCAUGGAUUGCGCCGCCAAUGGUUGAUACUGAGUCAGAAUCACCAAAUCGCGGCUACACGAACGACGAACAGGCAUAUUUCAGACAAGACCCGGCAAAGUAUGCCCAGAUGCGAAAGGAGAUCAACUCAAAUUUAAAUGGCAUGUUCAAAGCCCUGUUUAAGAAUUCUCCGGAACAGCAGAAUUUUCGACAAAUGCUGGAAACACGAAUGCGGUCUCUAAUAAGAGACGAAAGCCUGCAGGAUCACCUUGUUCCUAAGUUUGAAGUAGGCUGCCGCCGCGUGAAUCCCUGUGAACAGUUUCUUUACAGUAUUCAGGAGGAGAAUGUUACGGCCGUGUUUAACGCGAUUGAAGAAGUAAAGCCACAUGGAAUCGUGUCUGAAGGCGUCGAGCACCCAGUGGAUAUCAUUGUCGCAGCGACUGGAUUCAAUAAUAGUUUCAGGCCACAGUUCCCCUUAUUAGGCCGUGAUGGAGUCAACCUUCAAGACAUCUGGGCAGAUGAACCAACUUCAUAUUUCGGAACCGGUGUUUCUGGGUUUCCCAAUUAUCUCACGUUUCUUGGGCCAAACACACCUAUUUCCAACGGCGCUUUCAUGGGACCCUUGGAAGGGACGAGCGAUUAUUUCAUCAGGCUACUUCAGCGCGCUAUCAGAUACGGAGCAUCUUCAUUCGAUGUAAAACCCGAAGCGCAGGCCGACUUUGACAGUCGCGUCUAUAAGAAAACUAGGGAUGGUAAGAUUACAGCGCUAUGGCCAGGCAGCUCGUUGCAGUACAUGCAGGUCCUGGCUGAAGAUAGAUGGGAGGACUAUAACUGGGCGUACAGGGGACGAAGAUAUGAUUACUGGGGAAAUGGAUUUUCGUGGAUUGAGCAACCAAAGAGCGACAAGUUGGGAAUCCAAGAGCGUAAAUCGAAAAACGAGAUGGUGACAAUUCCCAACAUUGACGCCGAUUUAGGCUUCUAUAUCACACAGCAGGCACCCUUGCCGGAAGCAGACGCUGAGGACUAG
Molecule: messenger RNA, 1566 nt
Organism: Metarhizium robertsii ARSEF 23
Lineage: Eukaryota; Fungi; Ascomycota; Sordariomycetes; Hypocreales; Clavicipitaceae
Product: Flavin monooxygenase-like protein
Exons: 6
Coding region: 1-1566 (521 amino acids)
Source: RefSeq, a predicted model, not a curated record